GUUUUAAACAUUUAAAUGGCGUCUUUUUAUUUUAACUUGAGUUUACCCCUGCAGCAGGAGGAGGGUCUAACUAUGGAUUUUGAGCCGAGUAAACCCUCUAUCACUGAAUCUAUCUGCGUGAUGGAGCCGAUCAUCGAAGGUCGGGUUCUCCAGAAGACAGAGUUCAGCCUGGAGAAAGAAAACACUAUGGAUACACCGAAUCCUGGCGGUACAAACCCGAUGGAAUAUGGCGGGAAAAUUUGGAAUCCAGAAGAGAACUCGGAAAAGAUGAACGAUCAAAUAUUUCUGGUUGAUUUGGAGAAAACCGAGGACGGGAAAGGGAUUAAACUUAAACCCCAAGCUCGAAAGUUUACUCUAUCGGGCGUGCUUCAAAGUAACUGGGCUCAAAAUUGGUUUUUCAAGAAUAACGGGGAGGAUGACGAUGCAGUCCAGGAAGGAACGGAUGAUGAAGACGAGCUAGAGAAGAGAAAAGUACUGAAAAAGUAUUCUGGUCAGGAUUCAAAAGAACCCAGUGCCAAGAAAAGCAUAUCUGAAGAAUACUCCCGAGUUACCGGAGACAUUUCGCGGAGAGGAUCGAACUCACUAGUACGAGAAAAUACUCCGGAUCCGACGGAUGAACUAACUUUCAUCGGAAAGUUCAAGAAGGCAAUUAAAGAUCAUCCGAAACCUCUUCGAAACAUGAACACAUGGGAACCACAGAGCUUCUAGUUGAACAUGAACACAUGGGAACCACAGAGCUUCUAGUUGAACAUGAACACAUGGGAACCACAUUGCUUGUAGUGGAACAUGAAUACAUGGGAACCACAUUGCUUCUAGUUCAACAUGAACACAUGGGAACCGCAUUGCUUGUAGUGGAACAUGAAUACAUGGGAACCACAAAGCUUCUCUAGGAACACGAACACAUGGGAACCACAGUGCUUCUAGUGGAACCAUCCACUGUCGUCGAGUGCUUAGUUAAGUGCAAUGUAGAGGAAGGAAGAAAUGCUCAAAAAAACGUUUGUCCUGUUUCAAGUGAAGUAUCAAACUAAAUUACUAUAAGAUAGUGAUAAAAGUGAAACAUAUAUGUAAUGUCGAUAUUAAAAUGAGGAAUUGGUUAAAAGGAUUAUUUUCCUUACAGCCAUGAAUAUAUAUAUUUUAUUACUGAACCGGUCAUCUUGUUCGGUCCUGAGCUAGCAAUCAAUUCAAAUGAAAUAUUCAAUCUUAAAAAAUAUGCUGGACCUAAGAGCAAGGACAGGUUUAAUUUUAUUAUAAUAUUUGCAUUUUGUAUUUUAGUUGUUAGUUAAUUACAACCCGGUCAAUUAGACCAGAAAUUAUGUCGGAGUAGUUGAAUCAGAAUCAUAUUUUUUAAUGAAAUCAAUUUAUUUUUCUAAUCUAUUGGAACAUUGUGGUGAAUAUUAAUUCAUGAGAAUCUCGAGUUCAAUAAAUUGAUAUUUAUCGAUAAAGAAAUA
Messenger RNA from Eurytemora carolleeae, 1448 nucleotides. RefSeq lists its product as uncharacterized. The coding region runs from base 16 to 708 and encodes 230 amino acids. NCBI's taxonomy places the organism in Eukaryota, Metazoa, Arthropoda, Copepoda, Calanoida, Temoridae. The transcript is spliced from 2 exons. The record is from RefSeq and is a predicted model, not a curated record.